This is a messenger RNA of Amphimedon queenslandica, 624 nucleotides long. Its product is annotated as DNA excision repair protein ERCC-8-like. The record is from RefSeq and is a predicted model, not a curated record. The transcript is spliced from 6 exons. NCBI's taxonomy places the organism in Eukaryota, Metazoa, Porifera, Demospongiae, Haplosclerida, Niphatidae. The annotation marks the transcript as partial. Gene Ontology annotation, biological process: proteasome-mediated ubiquitin-dependent protein catabolic process; transcription-coupled nucleotide-excision repair; protein polyubiquitination. Gene Ontology annotation, molecular function: protein binding. Gene Ontology annotation, cellular component: Cul4A-RING E3 ubiquitin ligase complex; nucleotide-excision repair complex.
CAGCUCCUAAGGGACAGGAGGGCGGGGCUUGAAGAGGAAUGGACACUCCCUAAGGUCUACGCUUCACACAAAUGGACUCAACUGUCACUGAGCAGGAACAGAGAAUUUGAGAGAUCACACGACAACGGAAUUACGUCCAUGCAAUUAGACCACACCUCCCAAAGAUAUUUAUUAUCAGGUACAACUGAUGGCUCCAUUUUCAUUCAAGACACUCGUUAUCAAGUGGGUGUGGCUCGUCAAACCUGUCCCACAGUUGCAUUCAAUCGUGGAAGCACCACACCCUCCUCUCACACUCACAGUAUUUCAGAGUUGAAGUGGUACCCUCAUGACACUGGGAUCUUUACCAGUUCCUCGAUGGAUAAAACCUUAAGAAUAUGGGAUACUAAUGAGAUGUGUGUAGUGGAGAAUUUUAAAAUGAGUAGUCCAAUUUAUACCCAUGAUUUAGCAAAAGCAAUGAAGCACACAUUGACAGCUGUUGGUACCAAAGAUGGUAUCGUUACCAUAUGUGACAUGAACUCUGGCUCCAGUAGUCAUAUAUUGAAGAGACACAAGAAACCAGUAAUGACAGUACAAUGGUCGCCUUCUGAUGAAUACACCCUAGCUACAGGAAGUCAGGAUAAUCAG